AUGAAGCUGAAGAACAACUUCCUUUUAGAGAAAAGACAGGGUCAGGAAUAGGAUUGUUUACAAAAGGCACCCGGGCUCCAGUUUCAUGCGGAUCGUUGUAAAGAAGUGCAGCAGAUCCGAGAGCAGCAUCCCAACAAGAUCCCGGUCAUCAUUGAGCGCUAUAAAGGGGAGAAGCAGCUGCCAGUGCUGGACAAGACCAAGUUCCUCGUCCCAGACCACGUCAACAUGAGUGAAUUGGUCAAAAUAAUCCGGCGCCGCUUGCAGCUGAAUCCCACCCAGGCUUUCUUCCUGCUGGUGAACCAGCACAGCAUGGUGAGCGUGUCCACCCCCAUCUCGGAGAUCUACGAGCAGGAGAAGGAUGAGGAUGGCUUCCUCUACAUGGUCUAUGCUUCCCAGGAGACCUUUGGCUACUGAGGCAGCUGAGAGGGGCCAUGUGGAGACAGAUGAACUGUGGUGCACGGGCCCCCGGCCUGGCAAGACAACACAACCAGAGGC
This is a messenger RNA of Chaetura pelagica (chimney swift), 495 nucleotides long. RefSeq names its product microtubule-associated proteins 1A/1B light chain 3A-like. The transcript is spliced from 5 exons. The record is from RefSeq and is a predicted model, not a curated record. NCBI's taxonomy places the organism in Eukaryota, Metazoa, Chordata, Aves, Apodiformes, Apodidae. Gene Ontology annotation, cellular component: cytosol; autophagosome; autophagosome membrane. Gene Ontology annotation, molecular function: ubiquitin protein ligase binding. Gene Ontology annotation, biological process: autophagosome assembly; macroautophagy; autophagy of mitochondrion.